GACACUUAGUCCAUAGCCAGUACUGGCAUAUUGUGAUCUUUAAACUCAUAAUUUCUUAAUUCUUUUAGUAUUUCUUCACCCAUAGAACUGAUGCAAUGGUUGGGGAUACAGGUAAUGGAUACAGAGUAAAUAAAUUAAAUUUAGUGAUAAGGAGUUGACAACACUGACAGUCUAAUUGCAGUGUAGAUUGGUUGCGUUUUCUAACUGUACGUUUUAGCACACUACAGUGAAAAUGUCAGCAGCUGAAGUGACACAAGCUAAUGCUCAGAGUAGCGUCAGAGAUAUGGAUACAAUGUCAACGCCAUCAUCUGUGCAAUCUAAUGAAGAUGGAAGACGUCUGAGCAUGGACAUGCCUUCUGGACAGAAGAAAGGCCGGCUGACAAAUCAAUUGGAAUAUUUGAAGAAAAAUGUGUUGAAGGCUGUUUGGAAACACCAUUUUGCUUGGCCUUUUCAUUCACCAGUCGAUCCGGUUAAAUUAAAUCUACCUGAUUACUUUGAUAUAAUCAAAACACCAAUGGAUAUGGGAAUUAUUAAAAGAAAACUAGAAAAUAAUCACUACUGGUCAGCAAAAGAAUGCAUUCAAGACUACAACCUCAUGUUUUCUAAUUGUUAUAUUUAUAAUAAGCCUACAGAUGAUGUGGUACUUAUGGCCCAAACAUUGGAGAAAAACUUUUUGCAAAAAAUCAAGGACAUGCCACCAGUUGAGUAUGAGAUUGAAGCCCCUGUCAAAAAAGGAAGAAAAGGCAAAACUACCAGUACUUAUGUUCCUGGUGCUGUGACAAGAAAGCAAACGGCUGAAGCACUACCUUCCAGUACGCAACCAACAACUGAGCAACAAUCUGUAACAUCGACGAACGAUUCGCAUCCUCCAUACAAGCACGAACCGCAAACUAUUAUAAACAAUAAAUCAGAAAGUCUGCCAACGCAGCAAGCUAUUAAUAAUGCUGCACAGCAGAUGAUGGCUACGAAUGUUCAUCAAGCACCUACGAUGCCAUCUAAACCAAAAAAAGGAGUAAAACGAAAAGCCGAUACAACUACUCCAGUAAUAACCACUGUAGCCGGAAAAAUACCUACCGCAAUGUCACCAGAACACAGAACAGAGUCACCUGAAGUAGGCCAGGGUCACGACUCUUCGUUUAAUAACAAUGAUAUUUCUGGGGAAAGUAUCGAACAUGACAUGUCCACAGAUAUAGCUGGAAAAAUUCUUGCACGCACACCCUCACUUGCCCGAAGAGAAACUUCAGGACGGACAAUAAGACCUCCACGUUCAAAGGAUUUAGAUUCCGAAGAAAAUGAUCAGCAUGCAAAGAGACCAAAGGUUGCCAAACUGAGCGAGCAAUUGAAAUACUGUAACAACAUCAUAAAAGACUUGCUAUCGAAAAAACAUGCAACCUACGCAUGGCCGUUCUAUAAACCAGUGGAUGCCAAGGCGUUGGGACUGCACGACUACUUUGAAAUUAUCAAAAAACCAAUGGACCUGGGAACGAUAAAGAAAAAAAUGGAGAACAGAGAGUAUCGUUCACCUGGUGAAUUUGCUGAUGAUGUUAGAGUUAUAGCAACAAAUUGUUUCAAAUAUAACCCUCCAGAUCAUGAUGUUGUUGCAAUGGCAAAGAGGCUUUUGGAGGAAUUUGAAAUCAGAUAUGCAAAAAUGCCUGACGAACCUGUGGAAGCUGAUCAGACUAAUUCUCAGGCAGACUAUUACGAUGUAUCGUCAGCUACAAAAGGGGAGAAAAGCGUGAAGUCUGAAAAAUCUAAAAAAGAGAAACACAAACAUCGCAGUCGACAUCGUACAGUUAGUAGUUCAAGUUCGUCAGAUUCAUCUAAUGAAACUUCAGACGUGGAAUUAGAACGUAAUAAGAAAAUUGCACAGGUUCAAGAAAAGAUCAAACAAGCACAAAUUGACUUAACCAAAUUAAUGGAACAGCAGGCUGCACUGCUGGCAGAAGCAGCAAAAUAUAAAACUAAGAAAGAACAUAAGGAAAAGAAGAAGAGGAAAAGGAAGGAAAAGAAUGCAAAGCAAAAAGAUCAAGACAAAGAAAAGAAAGGUGGCUCGAAAAUGAAAAAUGAUAAGGAUGACAAAACAUCUAUGUCAAAAUCGAAGUCGAAAAAACAACCUAAAAAAACUCAGAAGAAUAAAAAUGUCAACGGCACGAAUGCUCCGAAUUCGGCUUCUGCUCCCGGUGCAAACACAUCUGAUGUUUACGUUUUUGAAUCCGAUGAUGAAGAUCAUGCAAAACCAAUGACUUAUGAUGAAAAACGUCAGCUUUCUCUAGACAUCAAUAAACUUCCGGGAGAUAAAUUAGGACGUGUCGUACAUAUUAUACAGACUCGUGAACCUUCACUAAAAGAUUCUAAUCCAGAUGAAAUAGAAAUCGAUUUUGAAACAUUGAAGCCAUCAACGCUGCGGGAACUUGAAAAAUAUGUCAUGACAUGCUUGCGGAAAAAACCAAGAAAACCUUAUUCAAAGAAAGCACCUUCUUCUAAAGAAGAAUUCACUCGGCAGAAGCAAGAGGAAUUAGAGAAACGAUUAGAAGAUGUCAGUGGUAAGCUCGGAAUGCCGAAGAAGUCAAAGAAAGGUGGAGGUGGUGCAGAGAGUCGAUUAUCAGCAAGUUCCAGUGAUUCAAGUAAUUCAGACUCUUCAUCCGAUUCCAGUUCAUCUGAUACAUCUGACUCGGAGUCAGAUUCACAGCCACCACCAGCAAAACAGCCUGCUCCUCCAAUUGCACCGACUGUUCAACCCGUAUAUAAUGAAAUACCCAAGAAUUUGCCAAAACCAGCUAUUCAUCCUUCUAUGCCAAGACUACCGUCUAGUGGACCAACUGGAAUUGCAACCGCUAAGCCUCCUGCUCAAGUAAUGAAUCCUGUUAUUGCACAAUCGAUGCCUAAAUUACCAAAUCCAACAAUGAAUACCGGUCCUACUUCAGCACCAUUACCACUGAAUCCAGGUCAAGUUACUACGCAAAGGCAGUUUUCAGAUACAACUAGCAAAAUUCCAUCUGUUGGUGGUGCACUCCCCCUGGCUAAAACUGUUUCCGAUGGGGCACAACCACAUCAUGCAUCUGUCAAUUCCACACAAAACCCGGUACCAUCGCAAGAUCCUCAAGACAAGAAAAAAACCGAUUUCAAAAUGAGAAACAUGAGUUCGUGGAGCAGUCUAGCACAAACAAUGGGAAGUAAAGGGCCAACAAACAAUUCACAGUCAUCCUCUCAUGGAAAUGUUAUGCAUGGUCCUACACCAGGGCAGCCACCCGUCAGCGUUAAAAAUGCAGCUAACAGUUUUGAGGUGUUCAAACAGCAAGCUAAAGAACGGCAACAGUUUAUGGGUCUUCUUAAACAACAAGAGGAACAGAGACGAAGAGAGCAAGAGCAAAAAGAAAGAGAAAAAAGGGAGAAAGAAUCUGCAUCCUCAACUGCGGCUCCACAACAAGCAAUGACUAUGGCACCGAUACCAAAACCAAUUGCAAACGAUGCAAACAAAGCAAUUGCGAAUGGAAACAGCCAGUCAAAUGCUCAUCAAGCACCUGCAGAAUCAGCAAAUAUAGCCAGGAUGCGAGAAAUGCAACGUCGUCGGAGGCAAGAGAUGGCGGGUCAAAUCGACAUGAACCACCAGUCGGAUAUUAUGAAACAUUUUGAAGACAAUUUGUUUUAACAAUCCUUUAUUACAACCACAUGUUGCAAAUACUAUGUUCACUUAUUUAUUAAUGUUUUUUUGUGCGCUGGACAGUUUUUUUUUUUUUGUGAAAUUUUUUUGAGGUAUUUUGUAGGAAAUUGUUCUUUUUGUACAGUACUUAGAUAUGAAAGUACGUGAUAAUUUUUUUUGCAAUAAUUUUACCGCCGCUGUUAAUUGCCGCGAUGCAUACAAUUUCCAUUCGGCGUAUUUAGUUUGUAUACCAUAUUUAUUUAAUUUUCAGUCGUGUUAUUACUUAUUACCAUUCUUCUUUCCAUUAUAAUGCUCCAUUUACAAAAAAGUGCAAGUAAUUUGUAGAUAGAUGCACAAAGCUGCCGGUAGUGUUUGAUUUUUUCUCUGUUCGCAUAUGUUUUUUCCCUGAUUGGUUAAAUAAGUUGAUGUUGCAUAGCAAGUUUAUUUCAAUGUAGACAGAUUGUAUGAUUAUUUUAGGUGUGUGAAUAUAAAGUGGGUGGAUCUAUAAACUUGGUUUAUUUGUGGUCCAUGACUGUUAACUGUUUCUGGUGGUAUGAGUUGGCGAAAAGGCAAUUUCCCAAAGUUUUGAUCAUUACACCUCUGAAACAUGUUUUCUGGUGUUGAAACGAUGUGUAUACAAAUUUAACGAUAAGUCAUUGCGACUGAUUGGAUUAUGGUAGAAUCACUUAGUUCUAUGCUUACACGGAAUUUAUUGUCAUCAGAUGAC
This is a messenger RNA of Styela clava, 4367 nucleotides long. Its product is annotated as bromodomain-containing protein 2-like. The record is from RefSeq and is a predicted model, not a curated record. Gene Ontology annotation, cellular component: nucleus; chromatin. Lineage: Eukaryota; Metazoa; Chordata; Ascidiacea; Stolidobranchia; Styelidae. Gene Ontology annotation, biological process: chromatin remodeling; regulation of DNA-templated transcription.